UGCGUACUUCCGGCUGCCGGGUUGACAUGAAGAAGCAGCGGCGGCUAGGGCGGCAGUAGCGGCGGGAGUCGAGGCUUGCAGCGGGACUCAGAGCUGAGAGCGCGGUGCGGCCUAGAGCAGCAGGCGGUGCGGUGGGCCGAGGAGGAGGCGCAGCAGCCGCCCUGGCCCGUCAUGGAGAUGGAAAAGGAGUUCGAGCAGAUCGACAAGGCCGGGAGUUGGGCGGCCAUUUACCAGGAUAUCCGACACGAAGCCAGUGACUUCCCAUGUAGAGUGGCCAAGCUUCCUAAGAACAAAAACCGAAACAGGUACAGAGAUGUCAGUCCCUUUGACCAUAGUCGGAUUAAACUGCAUCAAGAAGAGAAUGAUUACAUCAAUGCUAGUUUGAUAAAGAUGGAAGAAGCCCAGAGGAGUUACAUUCUUACCCAGGGCCCUUUGCCUAACACGUGUGGUCACUUUUGGGAGAUGGUGUGGGAGCAGAAAAGCAGGGGCGUUGUCAUGCUCAACAGAGUGAUGGAGAAAGGAUCGUUAAAAUGUGCGCAGUACUGGCCACAAAAAGAAGAAAAAGAAAUGAUCUUUGAAGACACAAAUUUGAAAUUAACCUUGAUCUCUGAAGAUAUUAAGUCGUAUUACACAGUACGGCAGCUAGAAUUGGAAAACCUCACAUCUCAAGAAACUCGAGAGAUCUUACAUUUCCACUAUACCACGUGGCCUGACUUUGGAGUCCCCGAAUCGCCAGCUUCAUUCCUGAACUUUCUUUUUAAAGUUCGUGAGUCGGGGUCACUGAGCACAGAGCACGGCCCUGUCGUGGUGCACUGCAGUGCCGGCAUCGGCAGGUCGGGGACCUUCUGUCUGGCUGACACCUGCCUCUUGCUGAUGGACAAGAGGAAAGACCCUUCUUCUGUCGACAUCAAGAAAGUUCUGUUAGAAAUGAGGAAGUUUCGGAUGGGACUGAUCCAGACAGCAGACCAGCUCCGCUUCUCUUACCUAGCUGUGAUCGAAGGUGCCAAAUUCAUCAUGGGAGACUCUUCAGUGCAGGAGCAAUGGAAGGAGCUCUCCCAUGAGGACCUGGAGCCCCCACCCGAACACGUCCCCCCUCCUCCCCGGCCCCCCAAACGAAUCCUGGAGCCACAUAAUGGGAAGUGCAAGGAAUUCUUCCCCAACCACCAGUGGGUAAAGGACGAAACUGGGGAGGAUAAAGAAGCCUGCUCCAUCAAGGAAGAAACCAGAGCCCCCUUAAAUGUCCCUUGCGGCUUGGAAAGCACGAGUCCAGACACUGAAGUCAGAAGGCGGGCCGUGGGGGCAGAUCCUGCCCAGGGGGAGCCCUCGCCACCCAAGGAGGAGCAGGACCAGGCGCUGACUCCCUGGAAGCCCUUCCUGGUCAACAUGUGCAUGGCCACGGUCCUGACGGCCGGCGCGUACCUCUGCUACAGGUUCCUGUUCAGCAGCAGCACAUAG
This is a messenger RNA of Odobenus rosmarus divergens (Pacific walrus), 1455 nucleotides long. It is a transcript of the gene PTPN1, whose product is annotated as protein tyrosine phosphatase, non-receptor type 1. Bases 172 to 1455 code for a protein of 427 amino acids. The record is from RefSeq and is a predicted model, not a curated record. Gene Ontology annotation, molecular function: protein tyrosine phosphatase activity. Gene Ontology annotation, biological process: protein dephosphorylation. NCBI's taxonomy places the organism in Eukaryota, Metazoa, Chordata, Mammalia, Carnivora, Odobenidae. The transcript has 10 exons.